Messenger RNA from Cuscuta europaea, 6295 nucleotides. The record is from the annotation of a GenBank genome assembly. NCBI's taxonomy places the organism in Eukaryota, Viridiplantae, Streptophyta, Magnoliopsida, Solanales, Convolvulaceae.
UACGUCUUAUACUUUAACAAAACAAUAACAAAGCUUCUAGCUCUAUUUUUAUUGCUUUUAUUUUUAUUUCUUUCACGUAAUAAAAUUAUAUUUCUUGUACGUAGCUAGUAUCAUCCUUUCAUUUAAUUGAUUGUUUGAAUUAGCAUAAAAAUUGCCUAAACAAUUUGGCGCUGACUGUGAGGCACGUGCAAGAAAAAUUCAUUCAUGGAAGAUCAAAGCUCAGUUAUAAUGGUGGAAGUCCAAAAGCAAAUAUAGGUUGUGAAGGAGGAAAUGAAGCGGGAAAUGGCGUUAAAAAUUACUUGCAUUCAAGAGGAAAACAACCUCCUAAAAUUGCAAGUCCAGGCCACUACCUCCAUAGCUUCCUGCAGCUCUAGGUAUUCCAAGAGAAACAACGCAACAGCUGUUGUGAUGACAAAUUUGAAUCUCGUCAUUGUCAUGACAGAUUUAAAUCCUGUCACUGACAGAACAGGUCCAAUACCGACCUCCUGCUAUGCCAUCUCACUAAGCCUAGGGUUGUACUUGUUGAUGGUAUUGGUCCACCUCAUUUAAGCCUUGGUCCACCUCAUUUAAUAGCCUGAUCUCCUAUUUAAUGUUCUGGCCCAUUUGGGCUGUCUACUCGACCAAACCCAUACGCCCUAUUUGUUUUCUACCCAGCCCGUGACCCUGUGGCCCUUUGAUAUAUUUGUCUGGUUCCUUCUCGAACCUCCUAUUUCACCCGCUCCUCCUUCUCUCUAUCCGAUGUUCUCUUCAGCGUGUUGCCCUAGUUCUAGAGUGAGAGAAUGCCGGUUUCACUGUUGGGUUGAGCUCCGGCUAACCUCCGGUGAUUCCUUGGGGAUCCUUUGGUGGGCUUCACUCUGGUCUGGUAGUUUGGGGCUACUCUCCGGUGGGUUCUCUAGGGCUUUGGUCUGGGGGUUGGGCUCUAUAUUUGAGUGUAGUUGACUGUUGCCCUUCCGUCUUCCCUAUUGCAACCUUGGUGGUGAAUGAUUGAGCAAGCCUUUGGGCUAUUUGUGAUUGAGGUCUGAGCUGGUCGAGAGUUCCAACAGUAGUAACAGAGCUUGGACGCUGCCGCCUCUCGCCGACGCCGGAAACUCACCGGAGAUCUCCCGAACCGGUAACGCCUGGAGCACCAUCAGAAGUGGUAAGUCGGGUUGUCUUUGCUGGACACCCGCUCAGGUAUAACGCUAAAACCCUAACCCUUGGGCUGCCGGAGUGCCACUGGCUUCUGUGCUGCAUGGGUAGAUUUGCUCUCUCUGAGCAACAAUCUACCGAGUAGAAACCCUAGAAAACCUUGCAUGUACAGUAUCUGUUAGUACAGAUCUGUAGAUACCCUAGGUGUGGUUCGAUUGUGCAUGAGUGGUCCAAUCUAUGUCGAACUUGGCCACUGGUUAUUUGUGCACAUUGAUUGGCUUAUUAAAUUGACUCUCUGUGUGUUGUGGUCUUUAAUUUGCUACCCCUCUGUGUUAUUGCCUCAGAACCUCUCCCUGUUUGUUGUAGCUUGCCUUAUUUCUGUUGUGUUAUUUUUGUUAGUUCUCUGCUCAAGUCUGUCUUGUCCUACCCUCUUCUCUGAAUUCUGGUAAUAGUGUAGCUUUAACCCCUAGUUGGCUAAGGCACCUGAGGUUAGGGCUAAGGGAUACCCUGCAAGCCUCCUUAGAGGCCCCGGAACUGCGUGGUCUCUUAGUCCGCUGCCUGAACCUCUAGGGUUAAGCUUUUAUAUUACCUGAUAUUCAACUGUUUGGGUAUUGACUGUUAUCACGACUUCAAACCUAUAUGGUAUGAUGCCUUUUAAUUGUAAGACUGACUUCGAUAUAUGGAAACAGAAGAUAAAAUGUGUGUUAAUUGAACAGAAAGUGUAUAGAGCUGUUACUGGACAAUACUUAGAAACUGAGGAUAAACCUAAACAAGUUGAAAUGAAUGAAACAACCUCCUCAACUAUAUACUUAAACAUGUCUGACUCUGUCCUUAGAAAGGUUGGAUUCAUUGAGUCUGCUAAAGCCCUCUCGGACAAACUUGAGUCUCUAUAUACUGAGACUUUUCUUCCUGGAAAACUAUUUUUGUUGGAAAAGUUUUUUAGGUUCAGACUUGACCUAACAAAAGAUAUUGAUGAAAACCUAGAUGUUUUUAAUAAGCUAAUCCAAAACAUUAAGCAGGUUGGGAAUAAACAUAUAGAUGACUACACUGCUAUAGUUUUACUCAAUGCUAUACCUGAUUCCUAUAAUGAUGUUAAGUCAGCCAUUAAGUAUGGAAGGGAUGACAUAACCCUAGAUAUUGUUAUUAAUGGCCUGAGAAGUAAAGAACUGGACUUAAAACACUCUAGGAGUCAUCAUAGGGAAUCUGGGGAAGCUUUGUUUGUUAGAGGGAGGUCUAAAAGCAGGUCUAGGAAUCCUAAGAAGGAUAAUCAUGACAAAGGGAAUAGGCAACCUGGAAAGAAAAGGUUUAAGUCUAGGAAAAGAGUCUGUUACAACUGUGGCAACCCAGGACAUUUCAUUAAAGAUUGUACCCAACCUAAAAAGAAUGACCAGGCUAAUGUUGUGACUAAUAAAUAUGUAGAGGAUGAAGUCUUUAUGGUUUGUGACCAAGCUAAUUCUGUGCUUAGUAGUCUGACUGAAACUGAAUGGUUAAUAGACUCUGGUUGUACCUACCAUAUGACCCCUUUUAGGAAUCUAGUCUCCUCCUAUAACUUGUGUGAAACUGGUUUUGUUUCCCUAGCUGAUAGUGAAAGGUGUAAGGUCCAUGGUAUUGGUGACAUCUGUCUAAAAUUUUAAAAUGGAACUGUUUUUCAAAUCAAAAAUGUUAGGCAUGUUCCUGAUCUAAGACAUAACCUAUUUUCAGCCUCUGCUUUUGAAGAAUGUGGUCUUGAGGGUAAAUGGGGGAAUGGGUGUAUGAAAAUUUUGAAAAACUCUCUUGUUUUAUUCAAGGCUUUGAAACAAAAUAACCUUUAUGUGGUUCAUGCCAAACCUUUUUCUGAAAAUGCUAAUGUUGUACUCACUGAUAAGUCUGUGCUUUGGCACCAAAGACUUGGUCAUAUGAGUAAUAGUGGAUUGAACAUUUUACAAAAAUCUGGGUGUUUUGGAUCUGACUUGGUGUCACCUAUACCAUUCUGUGAGGGUUGUGUCUUAGGUAAACAACAUAGGGUUUAGUUUCCUACCUCUAGGUAUCCUAGUGAGCCUAAGUCCAAAGCUGUCCUUGACUACAUACAUGCUGAUGAGUGGGGUCCUUCCAGUGUCCCUACUCAUGGGGGUAGGAGGUACUUUCUAUCCAUAAUUGAUGACUUUUCUAGAAAAGUCUGGGUCUGUUUGUUAGAACAUAAAUCUGAUGUGUAUGUUAGGUUUAAAGAAUGGAAAAUUAUGGUAGAAAAUCAAAUUGGAGAGGUUAAAACCCUUAGAACUGACAAUGGAUUAGAAUUCUGCAAUAAGGAUAUGGAUAUGUUGUGUACUGAGUGUGGGAUUAGAAGACACAAAAAUGUGCCCUAUACUCCCCAACAAAAUGGCUUGGCUGAGAGAAUGAAUAGCACCCUCCUUGACAAAGUCAGAAGUAUGCUUGCUACUUCUGGCCUCCCCAAGAAGUUUUGGGGAGAAGUUGUUAAUACUGCCACCUACUUGAUCAAUAGGUCUCCUUCUGUACCCUUAGAUGGUAAAUGCCCUGAGUCUGUCUUCUCUAAGAAACCCCUUGACCUGUCAAACUUAAAGGUGUUUGGGUGUGCUGCCUAUGUACACCAACAAACUGAUAAGUUGGACCCUUGGUCUAAAAAGUGUAUUUUCUAAGGUUAGCCUGAAGGGGUAAAAGGGUAUAUGAUCUCGGAUAGGAGUCAGAUUGGUUUUAAAGUCAUAAUAAGUAGAAAUGUUAUGUUCAAUGAAUUUGAUUUUCCUUGCUUAUUGAACAAUGUGACUGACCCUGAACUGAGCUCUGAAGGCACCACUCCAAGUGAGGUGGAGCCUACUCAGACUACUACUGCCCCUCUGGUUAUGAAUUUGAAUCUUCUGAUGCUCCUGACCUGACCAACACUAUGCAUGACACCUCCUCUACCUCCAGUGAGGUGGAGUAGCCUACUGGGUCUAAUCACAAUAAUGAGAAUGUGCAUGAUGUGUUUGCUGGAGAUGAUUCUACUGAUAACAAUGAUUUUCAUGAAACUAAUACUAAGAAUCUGAAUCUUGAAAAUUAUCAGUUAGCUAGAGACAGAACUAGGAGAAACAUAAGGAAAAUUUCCGAUAGUAUGACUGAUUAUGCUUUUCAUCUGUAUGAUACUUCCUUGUUUGCUUUCUCUGUUUUUGAAACUCUUGAGUUGAAUGAACCUAAAACCUACCAAGAAGCCCUUGCCUCUAGAAAAUCUAAAAACUGGCUUAGUGCUAUGCAAAGUGAAAUAGAUUCCCUUAAAUUGAAUAAAACUUGGACCCUAGUUCCUAGGACUCCUAAUUGCUCUGUUGUUGAGUGCAAAUGGCUUUUCAAAGUUAAAGAGGAACCUAAUGACAUUAGAUUUAAGGCUAGGUUAGUGGCUAAAGGUUUCACUCAAAAAGAAGGGGUAGACUAUGCUGAAAUUUUUGCUCCAGUAGUAAAAUUUACCACAAUUAGGAUGAUGCUGGUCCUAGUUUCCCAUAAUGACUGGGAGAUGAAACAAAUGGAUGUUACCACUGCCAUUCUACAUGGUGAAUUAGAUAAACAGAUCUACAUGACCCAACAUGAGGGUUUUGAUGACCCUAAGUACACUAGACAUGUCUGUCUACUUAGGAAGGUCCUCUAUGGCCUGAAACAGUCACCCAGACAGUGUGACAUAAAAUUUGACCAAUGCAUGACUUCCCUGAGAUUCAAAAGGUUUGAUUCUGAUCACUGAUUGUAUUUUAAGAAUACUGCUUCUGUACCUGUUUUCUUGUUGAUCUAUGUUGAUGACAUGUUUAUCAUUAGCCCUUCUGUGAAUGCUAAUAAGACUGUUCGAAAGUGCAUUUGUGAAAACAUUGCUAUGAAAGAUCUUGGAGAUGCUAAGAGAAUCCUAGGGAUUAAUAUAAUUAGGCAUAGGAGUAGAUGUACCCUUACCCUGAACCAAACCUCCUAUUUAGAUAAGGUCUUGAAAAAGUUCAAUCUUGACUCUGCCCAUCCUGUAAAUGUUCCUUUAGCACCUCAUUUUGUGCUAAGUAAGGACCAGUCCCAAAGGACUGCUCCUGAGAUAGAUAGGAUGAAAUUUGUACCCUAUUCCAGUGCUAUAGGGUCAGUCAUGUAUCUCAUGGUAAGCACAACACCUGAUAUAGCUUAUGUUGUUAGUUGCUUAAGUAGAUAUAUGGCAAACCCUGGUAUGUCUCACUGGACUGCCCUUAAAUGGCUUCUUAGAUACCUUAAGGGUACACCCUCCCAUGGCCUUGUGUUUUUUAAAACUCCAACUGCCAUUUUGCUUACAGGCUAUGUUGACUUCAAUUAUGCAAAUGAUAGAGACAAUAGAAAGUCUACUACUUCCUAUAUUUUUACUAUGUGUGGUUCCUUUGGGUUAGGUGGGUCCAUGAGGUAUGCCUUCAUGGGAGAGAUGUGUGGAUGUCUGUUCCACACAAUAGGGACUCCCAACUCAUGAAGAGAUUGGUGUUAAUUAGAGAUGCCAUUGUCUCUAAAUUCCCCUCUUAGACUGACGCCAUAAUAUACCUUUAGAAAUGUACUUCCAAUGGGAAACUUUCACCUUCCAAGGUAUAUGAUCUUUUAAGAAUUAAAGGGACAACUCAUGCUUGGAUGCCAUUCAUUUGGAAGCCUUAUGUCCCUCCCAAGUUUUCAUUUAUCAUGUGGAUGGCUUUGCAAAAUAGGCUAGCAACUUCGGAUAACUUGGGAUAUCUUAACCUACCUAAUGUGUGUUUCUUUUGUAAGGGUGGUUCAGAAACUGUACCACACAUAUUUGUUGAAUGUUCUAUUACAGGUCAGGUUUGGAAAACUAUAAGGGAAUGGCUGGGAAUGACAAGGCAGAUGACAACACUAAGAAGUUCUAUAAAGUGGAUACAAAGGGAAUGCAAGGGAGCGCACAUUAGAGCCAAAGCUAUACGGAUAGCAUUCUGCUUCACCGCAUAUUGGAUAUGGAGCAUAAGAAACUUUAUACGUUUUGAUGGAGCUACACACAAUGUGACGGAUAUGAUCACCCAUAUUAAGUUUAUGGUGUAUAAAGUGUUAUACUCUUUAUAUCCGUAUCACAUGAUUACUUUUUGAAACUUUUGGCGUCACCUAGUUUUUGAUAUGGCUGUCAUAGAUAAUAGCACUUUAUCUUUUUGGUGGUGAUAGGGCAUCCUUACUUAGGAUUGCCUACAUUUUUGUAUCAUGUAUAUGAUGUACAGAA